UAAAGCUUUCACUCAAAAAAAGGCAUUUAAUCAGACACUAAUAUAUACUAAAGAGAGGGCAUAUCUGUGGUUUGUUAAAACCCUUAUAUAUUUCAGGUAAUUAAACACAGUCUUUCAUGCAAAAGAUAAACUGUCAUUGAUAUUUGUGGUUAUUCAUCUAGCUAAAAACAUGAGUUAAUUCUCUCAAAUUAGCCAUUAUUUUGCCCAUAAAGUUGAACAUGAGGGGAAGUGGGAAACUAUAUAUUGAUAUUUAUUGAAAAAUAUUCUGUCAGAAUUGUAAUUUAUCUCAAACUUAUCAGAGUGUCUGUAUUUGUGUAUACAGGAAAUCUGUGGCAAAAUAACUGCUUAACUAUAUUUUAUAUGUCCUCAUAGAUGAGAACAUUUACUGAGAAGUUGGGUUUUAAUUGACUCAUCCGAUGCCAGUGUAGACAAACAUAUAUAAAAAUGCUAAUGACCAUUGCGAUAUUUGUGCUAGACAUUUUCUGUCAACUAGAAUCCUCAAGGUUAUUCCAAACGCUAGACCUCCCCAAUACUGAUCUCCCCUGAUGAUCACAUGUCUUCAUUACAAUCACAUAUCUUCGACAUGUCAACAGCUAUAUUACAAAGACAGACCUGUAUCUUUGGGGUCACAAAAUAUUUGUCUCCCAAUAACUACUAAGCUACUAUAUAGCUCAAGUGAAACCUACAAUAGUAUACAGCUCUCUCAUCCAAGACAGUGUAGUGGUGCGAAAUUAUAGCCGCCAUUGAGGAAGUACUAUUCUGCGCAUGCGCAGGGGACUUCACCACCGGAAGCCCCUCGAGUGUGCAUGCGUAGUAAAACGGUUCUUAAAGAGAGAGUUUCACUUUUGUUAGGCAGUUGAGCUCAGACCUGCUACGUGACAACUCCUCGCUCCUCAACGAAUUACCACUUCACCUCGAUGCCUUUGAUGGUGAUAGCUACUUGUUUCUCUGGCAGGCAUUAAGGAAGCCCUUAACCUUCCAUUACCAAACUACAACCUAAUCAGCGGCUGCUAAGCUGAAUGACAGGAAUUGUGAAACCAAGCAUCAUCAUAAAUAAAACCUUUUUUAUUAUACUGUUAAUUGUUCUAUUGUCUCUUCAUAUAUAAUUAUGUUGAAAGGUGAUAGAGAGACUAAAGUCUCUAUGACAACUAUCAAACUUUUACAACAGUAUUGUUACUACACAUAUAGACAUCCAGGCAAAAUGCUUAGCGGUAUUUCGUCUGUCUUUACGUUCUGAGUUCAAAUUCUGCCAAGGUUGACUUUGCCGUUCAUCCUUGAAUGCAUUAUGAGCCUACAAGAGAGUUCUAUACUUGUCUGUCAAGUAUAACAGUCAAGUAUACAGUCAAAUAAAUAACUCACAUGUUCUUAGGUUUCGUUGCCUCCGAGCGUGGCCGUCGCCAGUACCGCCUGACUGGCCUUUGUAGGAUUUUCGAGCGAGAUCGUUGCCAGUGCCCCUGGACUGACUCUUGUGCGGGUGUCACAUAAAAUACACCAUUUUGAGCGUGACCGUUGCCAGUACCUCCUGACUGGCCUUUGUGCGGGUGACAUGUAAAAGCACCCACUACACUCUCUGAGUAGUUGGCGUUAGGAAGGGCAUCCAGCUGUAGAAACUCUGCCAAAUCAGAUUGGAUCCAGGUGUUGCCAUCCGGUUUCACCAGUCCUCAGUCAAAUCGUCCAACCCAUGCUAGCAUGGAAAGCGGACGUUAAACGAACGAACGAACGACAUGCUUGCAGUAUAUUGUUAAUAAGGAGGUUUUUGAUUUGCUAUAAAUCUGUCAUAGUUUUAUUUUGUCUGUUAUUUAAUCACAAAAUAAUCACAAAGUAAUUACAUGGUCACAUUUGUUUUCAUAUUCAUCACAUACAUUACUCAACAUUAUUUAAAAGUAAAUACAUCACAUUUUAUCAAAAGAAAUCUAAAGACAAAAAAUUCCAUCCUAUAUCUUUCUUUGUUUUUUUACUAGCUUCAACUAUUGGUCUGCAGUCAUGCUGGAGCACGUCUUGUAUAGUUUAGUUGAACAAAUCAUCCCCAAUACUUAUUUAUUUUUUUAAGUGUGGGACUUAGUCUAUUAACUUCUUUCACCCAUUCACUGUUAUAUGGAUGUAAAAAACCAACACUGGUUGUCAAGUGGUGGAGAUGGGGACAAAUACACUCACACACAUGUGACAGGUUUCAACACAGUCUCCAUCUACCAUAUUCACUCACAAGGUAUUGAACAGCCCCGGGUUAUUCUACUGAUAUCCUUUACAAAGACGUAAACAAACCAACACCGGUUGUCAAACGAUGGUGAAGGACAAACACAAAGACACAUACACGCACGCACGUGUGUAUACGAUGGGCUUCUUUCAGUUUCCGUCUAAUAAAUCCACUCACAAGGCUUUGGCGACCUGGGGCUAUAGUAGAAGACACUUGCUCUCGGUGCCGCGCAAUGGAACUGAACCCAAGACUGCACGACUCGAGAGCAAGCUUCUCGACUACACAGACGUGCCUGCGCCUAUAUCUAUCUGUUUUACCCAUUUUCUCUCUUUCUCUCUGUCUGUCCCUUUCUCUCUGUCUAUCCCCUUCUCUGCCUCCCUUAUCACUUUUCCUCUCCUUCCCUCUUUAUCUUUCUCUCUCUCUCAUUCUGUUUCUCUAUCUCAAACACAGGUGCGCGCGCGGUGGAAGAGUUUGUUCCCCUGAUAGCUUAUUGUCGAUAAUCUCCAAACAUUAUUUAGAAUAAAUACACUUAUUUAUUCAGAUGUCAGGUGAACUUGUGUAGGAAUUAAUAAUAAUUGUCGACACAAAAGCAUUAUUAAUGUCUGCUUUAUGAUUUUUUUGUGGGUAAAGAAAUUCAAAAUCGUGAUAUUUUGUGUACGGGUGACACUUAGUUUGCCUUCGUAGACUUUAAAUCUGACAGUAAAAAGACAUCUACCAAUAUUUUACAUUUGGAUUAUUUGGUUUGAUAUCAUGUGAAAUGGGCCUGAAGACUUUACAAUUCAGAUGCAUCAAUAUGUUCAUCAAUUUUUGAAGAUAAUAGGAAGACUUUAUGAAGAACAUAUGUUUGCAGAAAUCCUUGGUUGAAUUCAUCAAGAUCAUCAUCCUCAGCAUUUUAAUGCAUAUUUUAUGAAACAAACACAGAUUUGUUGGAAUACAGCAAAUCACCAGUUACGUUGGGUUUUUUUUUUAUCACCACUUCUUAGAAACACAUCAUUCUGAAAUCUGAUCUUCCUCAUUUUUUUCACACACCUUUGUAAAUCUACCUUUUUCCCAAAUACCUUCUAUUGACAGUAUAUAGUAAUUUUUUUUAUCAAGCAUUCAUCUUUCAUUUACAAAUACUGUGAAAGAUUUCCUUUCAACUGAAACUAACCUCAGUAUAAAUAUCAACUACCUUGAAAUGCGUGCUGGAUUGAAUAAUUCACUGAGUAUUUGAAUGAACAAGAAUGUUUGUAUGGAUCUGUGUUGACAAGUAGAGAUAUUUUAGCUAUUAUUGGUUCUUUUUUUUUUUUUUUUUUUUUUUUUUUUCUAAUUUACAAACUUUUUAUUAUAAGAUUGAGUUCUAUUCUAAUUAAUUCUCUUGAAUCAAUUACUUCAGAAGUGAUUAUAUUGUUAUUUAUAAUUUUGUUAUCGAUUGUUUGAAACAUCUUCGGAAUAUGUCAAAGACAACAGUGUUGUGGUGGAAAGAUAUAGUGAGAGAAAUAUGUUCUAAAUCACAUUAAAAAAAGCAGGAAAAAUAAUUUUGUGCUAUAUGAUGGAAGUAGAAGGUUUUGAAGAGGAAAUUGUUUAAGUCUCAGAAGAAAUGUAGAAAGAAAAUAUUGAUGUUUGUGUUCAGACACUGAAAAUAACUGAAUAAAUCAUAUCUUUGUAUCAAUGUGAAGUCCUUCAUCAUAAGAAAUCAAUUGAUUCACCAAGGAUAUAUAAUUCAUAUUAUCAAUAUUUGUUGUAAUAGAUUCACUAUGAGUAGUUUGUUAUCUCAACAUGAACUUCUUCAGACAGGAGAGAAACAAUAUCUUUGUGAAAUCUGUGGUAAAUCAUUCUCUCGAGUAAGUCACUUAACUAGACAUAAAUAUAUUCAUACAGGAGAGAAGCCAUAUGACUGUGAUAUCUGUGGUAAGUCAUUCACUGAUACAAGCCAAAUAACCCGACACAAACGUAUUCAUACAGGAGAAAAAUCAUACAAAUCCGAUAUUAGUAAUAAAUCAUUAUCUCAAAGAAGUCUAUUAACAUCUCGUAAAUUGUUUCAUACAGGAAAAAACUCACUUCAGUGUGAUGUCUGUGGGAAAAAAUUCUCCCAAAGAGGCAGCUUAACUAGACAUAAAUAUAUUCAUACAGGUGAGAAACCAUAUCACUGUGAUAUCUGUGAUAAAGCAUUCACUGAUAAAAGCCAGGUAACCCAACACAGACGCAUUCAUACUGGAGAGAUGCCAUAUCAUUGUGAUAUCUGUGAUAAAUCAUUCUUUCUAAAAUCUCACUUGAAUGCACACAGAUUUAUACAUACAGGAGAGAAACCAUAUCACUGUGAUACUUGUGGUAAAUCAUUCUCUAGAAAAUGUCAUUUAACUACACAUAAAUACAUACAUACAGGAGAAAAACCAUAUCACUGUGAUAUCUGUGGUAAAACCUUCACUGAUACACACCAAGUAACCAAGCACAAACGGGUUCACACAGGAGAAAAACCAUAUCUCUGUGAUAUCUGUCAUAAGUCAUUCUCUCGGAAAAGUAACUUAACUUCACACAAGUUUAUUCAUGGAGGAGAAAAGCCAUAUCACUGUGAUAUCUGUGGUGAGUCAUUUGCUCAGAGAUACAUCUUGACACUACACAUACGUAUUCAUACAGGUGAAAAACCAUAUAAGUGUGAUACUUGUGGUAAAGCAUUUUCUGAAAGAAAUAAUUUAAGCAAACAUGUACGUAUUCAUACAGGAGAGAAACCCUAUCAGUGUGAAAUAUGUGAUAAAUCAUUUUCUCAAAGUGGCCACUUAACAACACAUCUACAUAUUCAUACAGGAGAGAAACCAUAUAGCUGUGAUAUCUGUGGUAAAUCAUUUUCUGAAAGAAAUCAUGUAACCAGACACAAAAAAAUCCAUACAGGAGAGAAGCCACACAGCUGUGAUAUUUGUGGUAAAUCAUUCUCCUAUAGGUAUCAGGUAAUCAAACAUGAACAUACUCAUACAGGAGACAAACACAGUCCCUGACGUCCAUUUUAAAUCAUAUCAUCCUCUGAGAUUUUCUUUUUAAUUCACAUGAACUUGUUCUCUAAAAGUAGCCAUGUAUCUUGGUAUAGAGUUGUUCCCACGAGAGAAAAACCAUAUCGUUAUGAUUAUGUAUGGUAAAUUAUUAUCUAAAACAAAAUUAAUCUUUCUGAACCACAGAUGAAGAAGAGAGUGUAUCUCUAUCAGAUUUGUGUCUAAACAAAACAUUCUUUACAUGUAGUCUUUACUCAUGUUAUGAGUUUAUUCAGACAUCUCUGCACAUAUUGGAUUGUGCAUUAUUUUGCACCUCUAACCAAUCCCAGAAAGCUAAGCAGGUCAUUGAAACCAUUCUCAUAAGGAUGUCCUUCUACAUCCCACACAUCUCAAAGCUUCCAUCCAAAUGGUUCACACAAAGUUGCGCUGCCACACCUAAGGCAAGGAACAUAGUUAACAAUGCCUGAAAAUAAGUCACUGACCACCACUAACUGGAUGGAUUUCACGUGCUUCUGCACCUCAUGCUAGACUACUAACCAUAAAGCAAAAUACCUUUUGCUCAUUUCCCAGCCUGAAGCUUACUACCCUCUUAGAUUGUAUUUAGUACUGGUCCUUUCAUAAAGAAUUUUUACCAAGUUUGUAGAAUCCUCAAUCCUAUUCACUACCCCUUAACUUUGAUGGCUCUGUGAAAACUUCCAUAUUUGCUGCCCAGUUUGCAUCCAACUCCCCAUUGCAAACUUUUCCUAUCCUUUCUACCAUUCACAUAUACAUGUCAAGUACAAAAGAAAUGCCAAUCACUCCAGAUCAACAAUGCCAUGAGGCUUGACAACUUCAGUCCAUCUCCCUCCUCAGUAGCCACUAGUUUUGCUUCCAUAGAAUCAAAUUUAUUGAGGACUUGUUCUAUUAUUAUGAUACUCAUCAGUAGUUCAUCAUCCUUGAGAAAUUUGGUAAAAACAGUGUUGCAUUUGAUAUCAAGGCUGAUUUAUCCAUCCAUCCAUCUUCUCCACCCACUAUUCCUGGGUGGAUCAUGGGUUUAAAGUCCUCAGGCACCUCUUCCAUAGUAUCAUCUCAGAAGCAACCAUCAUCAGACUUUCCAGCUGGAUUCCCAAAUAUGACCAACUGAGUCUAUGGAUACUAUCCAGCCAUCUCAUUCUGGGUCUAUUCCUAGGUCACCUGCCAGUUGUCUUGGCCUGAAGAAUCUGCCUUGUGAUUCAUUCCCAGAACAUUCUGAUCACAUGUCCAUAGUACCAGAGCUGUGACCUCUCAGUGUGGAGAAAUAGUGGCUCAACCUGGAAAGAAUCCCUGAUCUCCGAGCUGUGAACCCUGUUGAAUAAUGUUACUCCAGAGAUCCGGUGGUUAAACAAUGUAAACUUGUAUGUUUUAACAUUUAGUUAAUAAAAAAAUAUAAGUUGUGAAUCAUUGUCCUCAUCAA
Molecule: messenger RNA, 6589 nt
Organism: Octopus bimaculoides (California two-spot octopus)
Lineage: Eukaryota; Metazoa; Mollusca; Cephalopoda; Octopoda; Octopodidae
Source: RefSeq, a predicted model, not a curated record